ACGCGAUUGAUCAGCUCCGGCCGCGACUUUAAAUAAACAUUGACAAAGCUGCUCCCCUCUGCCGGCUGCACCGUCGCUCCUGUCCUUCCUCUCUCCUUCUCUGUUUGCAGUUCCAGUCCCCUGUGCUCCCGUGCAUCACGCGAUAACAUCAGAAGCGUGUGCCCGGAUCCGCCAGCAGCGAUGGCGGAAGCUGAACACGCAACUCCGGCAGCGCCGUUCGUGGUGCUGCGCGGAGCCUCAUCCGAGAUGCCCCAGCGCAUCAUCACCUCUCCUCAGCACCUGGACAACCCCAACGGCGGGGUCGAGACCGUCUAGGUGAAAGGGGGAUACGUGCCUCAUCAAGUGAGGCGAGGGUUUGGAGCUGCCGUCCUCAUUGGAUCCAGUCCGACGAACCCAUAUCACCCUUUGGAUAUCCAGGACGGCUGUUUACCAACAGUUGUCUGCCCUGGGGAAGCCGUUUUACACGGAAUAACUCAUUUCGCUUUUAUACACACAGCUCUAUUUUAUCAUUAAAAUUCCUCCUCUUGAUCUCAAAGGAUACUCAGCAGUGCCACCGCCCGCCCGCCUUGCUUGAAGAGAUCAUACGACCUAUACAUCUUCUACAGCCACUGAUAAAGUUCGGAGCUUAAAAAUAUGGCGGCUGUCAGCACCAUGUCCACAUCUGUGGAUGGGUCACACCUCUUCCCCUGGGGGGACCUGGGCGGCACCACCAACCUCUUGCCUUCCAGCAGUUUGACGGCGAUCCUCUCAUUCGUUGUUGGUACCUGCAGCUCAUGCCCUGGCUUGGAAACGCUACCUGGGGAGCUCAUCCUUGAAAUUUUCAAAGAUCUAGACGUUGUGAGCGCUGUCAUCUUAGCAACCACUUGCAAACGACUCCGGCAGCUCUUCAUCAACCACAGGUCUCAUAUUGUCUUGUCGAUACUGCCAUCUGACCCCGAGAUCAGCCCGGUAGAUGGAUUAUUUCAGGUCGCGGCCAUGGAUCCGGGCGACCUCAGCAUCCCUUGGGGCACCUGGCUAUACAAGGAGGUAUGGUUUAGAAGGAAGCUGCUUUGCCCCGGUGGGCAGUUGCCCGUUUGGGUCUGCGAGGGCCGCAAUCCCCAGCGUGCGAAGUUCAAGACAAAUGCCGACGAGGCCGUGCUCCCUCUCGGGGUCGCAUGCCUUGGCGAGGCCGAUAUCGAUCGACUCCUGGAGAUUUCCAAAGUUGCCAGGGGAUGGGAGCGCAUUUUCCCACGCUUCCGCUUCUGGCAACACCCGGAGCACGCCCGAAGACUGCGGCCUCACGAGGCCGUGCGGUUGCGCAGGGCGCUGUAUCACUGGAUGAGAUACGACUACUAUUUUCACGGCGACCGCCUCCCUCCGCCGGGGCCCUUGGAGCCGUUCGGUUCCGACGAACGCUGCAACUUUGUCCGCAUGCUCGACAGCGGCGAGGCAUCGGAGCUCGCGGACCUGUGGAUCACCGUGAAGGCGGCAGCGGCGUCGCUGUGCCCUAGCCUGACCGCUGUCCGCCUCGACGUGGAGUCGUCGGUGACGGAGGAACAACUCACCGGCGUUGCCUGGGGCGCGACAGACCACGAGCACUCGAUGAGCGUCUCGACGAUGCUGAAGCUCGGUCCGGAAAGGCUGCUGUACUACAUUGAGCACGCGCACGAUUACAGCAAAGCGAGGCUGGUCGACGAGAUCUGCCGGCAACGCCCUUCCAUUGAGUCUGAUACGGAGAGCUUGACGACAGCCAUUAGCGUGGUGUACCGAGAGCGGUACGAUCAUUGCCUUUCACACGAGGCCCCGGUGCCACCCAGUCCCUUCUCGUCCCCACGAGAGCCCUUUGGGGGUAUUCUGGACUGGGGUGAGGAAGAGCUCGAGUCGCUGCGAGGUAGUGUCAUGGCUGGUUUUGGGUUGAGGUGGCUGGCUGAGGAUGAGGAGGAUGAAGAUGAGGAGGAUGCGGAGGAGGAUGAGGAGGAGAGCGAGGACCAGGAGGAAGUUGCAGGAGAGGAAGGAGAUGCCCAUGGUAUGCUGGCAGGAGGCCUGGGAUUCUAAUCCAGACGGGUAGCCGAUCAACUGCCAUUUCCUAAUGGCUUCUUCUGGUCAUAUCCUAUACGACGCAGUGCCCAUCAAUGUCCAUGUGCAAUCUGAUUGUUAC
This is a messenger RNA of Gaeumannomyces tritici R3-111a-1, 2137 nucleotides long. RefSeq lists its product as hypothetical. The coding region runs from base 634 to 2034 and encodes 466 amino acids. The transcript is spliced from 2 exons. Gene Ontology annotation, molecular function: protein binding. The record is from RefSeq and is a predicted model, not a curated record. NCBI's taxonomy places the organism in Eukaryota, Fungi, Ascomycota, Sordariomycetes, Magnaporthales, Magnaporthaceae.